Molecule: messenger RNA, 3957 nt
Organism: Trichomonas vaginalis G3
Lineage: Eukaryota; Parabasalia; Trichomonadida; Trichomonadidae
Product: leucine-rich repeats (6 copies)-containing protein
Exons: 1
Coding region: 1-3957 (1318 amino acids)
Source: RefSeq, a predicted model, not a curated record
AUGAGUCUACGUGUGGAAAGCUAUAAUAAUAAUUAUGUGCUUUCUGAUGGAAACGUAAGUAGCUCUCGCUUUGACAAUCCUGAUUAUUAUUCUUAUAAUUAUUAUUAUGGCUACUAUCAUCUUAAUUAUAUUAUUUAUACAUUAACGAUUCGAAAUGUUUCUUACAUUGGUAGCUAUGCUUUCAGAUGGUCAAAAUAUUUAACCUCUGUUAAUGUUGAGGAUAAAUUGACCAGAAUUGAAUCGUGUGCAUUUUAUGAAUGUGAUAACCUGCAAAAUGUUAGCCUUCCUUCAACAUUAACAUACAUUGGAGACAGUGCAUUCAAAAGAUGCUUCAGAUUAACGACAAUUAAUAUCGAUUCUCACAUAGCAGAAAUUGGAAGUUACUGUUUUUAUGGAUGUGAACAGUUAACUUACUUCCCACUGAAUUCCGAACUUACAAUUAUUCCUGAUUAUGCAUUCUACAACUGUACACGCCUAGCAACGCCUACUUUUCAUUCCAAGUUUAAGAAAAUUGGUAAUUAUGCCUACUAUAAUACUAGUGUUUCAAAUUGUCUGACCACAGGCACAAUGAUUACGUCAAUCGGCAAUGCUGCUUUCCAAAAUUGCACAUUUCUUAAUCAGCUAACACUCUCAAGUGUUUUAGUUUCAAUUGGCAAUUAUGCAUUUUACAAUGAUACACUGAUUAGUAAAGUUGAUUUGCCUCAGUCAAUCAGAACUCUUGGAGCAUAUACUUUUUGGAAUUUAGGACUCCUCCCAAAUGUUACUCUUCCCGAAGGAUUUCAAAGUAUUGGUGAUUACUGUUUUGCAAAGAAUGGUUAUGAUGGUAUCAAUACCUAUGGUUAUACAAAAUAUUUCUAUGACUAUGCUUUUACAUACAUUAAUUUCCCUUCAACCCUUAGAGUCAUUGGUCAAUAUGCAUUUGCUGGAUGCCGACUUCAUGAUGUAAACUUGAUUUAUGGUAUGAGCAGAAUUACUAAGUAUGGCUUUGCUUAUUGUUUGCUACAUUAUAUCACAUUACCAAAGACUCUAAUUUACAUUGAUGAAGGAGCAUUUUCAUAUAGUGGAAUUAUUGACAUUACAUUGCAAGAAAACAUGACAUUGAUCUCUGAUUUUACAUUUGAUAACAGCAAACUAACAUAUAUGGUUGUACCUUCAACACUGUUGGAAAUAGGUCAGUAUGCAUUUAGAGCCACUCCAAUCAAAAAUAUUUCUUUGCCUGAUGGAUUCAAAACCUUAGAUGAUUAUUCUCUUGCUGAAUCAAACUUUGAAUAUGUCAGAGUUUCUAACAUCACUUCAUUUGGAAGAUACACAUUUAAAUAUGCUUUCUUAGAAUCUUUUACAAUUCCAGAAAACAUUAAAUAUAUUAAGGAGUAUGCAUUUGCAUUCAGUCAUUUAGUUUAUGUGAGAUUCCCAUAUACAAUUCAAUCUCUUGGCGACUAUUGUUUUGAAGGCUCAGAUAUUGCACAUCCAUUCUUCCCACAAAAAACAAUUACUUUUGGAACGCAUUGUUUUCAAUUUUCAAAGCUAAAUCACUGGGAUAUUCCAAAUGGAGUUACAACAAUUACAGAUUAUAUGUUCGCAUUUUCAGAUCUGUUGGUAUUGAAUAUUCCCUUAUCAGUUACUUCAAUACAAUUAUAUUCAUUCUAUUAUUGCAAAAUUAAGAAUCUGACAAUUCCAAGGUCUGUUACAUCAUUUGGUACAAGCUGCAUGGCUUAUACUUAUUUGGUAGAUCUUUAUUUGCCUGAUACAUUUGUUUCCUUUGGUGAUUAUUGCUUUGAUCACUCUACAAUUAAAAUUUUCAAUUUCCCAGCUUCAUUCAGAAGGUUUGGAAUAAAUUGUUUUCAAUAUACAACUUUUGAAACAAUUUGGUUCCCAGAAAAUGUAACUACAAUCAGUGAUUAUGCCUUCUAUGCAAGUGCAUUAAAGCAUAUCGAUAUGCCAUCAACUAUUACAAGUAUCAAUACACAUGCUUUUUAUAACAGCCAACUCGAAGAUAUUAAUAUGACAUCAAAAAUGACAAUCGGUACAUAUCCAUUUGGUAAUACGCCAAUGAGAAAUGUUAUCAUUCCUGAAGGAAGAUAUUAUAUUUUCCAAUGUGAAUAUGGUGAUACUAUAUUAGACUCAAUUUCAGUUGCAUCAACUGUACGAGAAGUUCAAGAAGAUGCGUUCAUAAACUGCAGGAUGCCAAAUCUCACAUUGAACAAUGGAAUCAGAACAUUUGAUGAUUAUUCCUUCCAGCAAUCAAAUAUUACCGAAAUAAUCAUUCCCUCAACAUUACAAACAAUAGGAUCCUAUGCAUUUGAUAGAUCUUUGGUUCAAAAAAUGGCACUUCCUGACUCUUUAACUUCAAUUGGUGAACAUGCCUUUCAAUAUUGUGCGCUCCCAUCCACCAAUAUUCCAGAGAAAGUUCAAGAUAUUCCAUAUAAAUGUUUUUAUUUUGCAGGCAUCAAGUCAUUAGCUCUAACUAAUGGUUUAAUAAAUAUAUAUUCAUAUGCCUUUUAUUCCUCAUCACUUGAAGAAAUUAACUUAACAAAGAAUGUCGCAACAAUAGGAGAAUAUUGUUUUUAUAAUUCAAGUAUCGAGCAUAUUUCAAUACCAAGUCCUGUGCAAACUAUUGAAAUAUAUACAUUCACAUACUGUGGAUUGCUAACUCAUAUUAAUCUCACGAAUGGUCUGAGGUAUAUUCGAGAUUAUUGCUUCCAAUAUACUAAUUUGCAAGAGAUUGAGUUUCCUGAAACAUUAUAUGAGCUUGGUACGAUGCCAUUUUCAUAUACUCCUAUUACAAAAUAUAUUUUCAGAGGAAGUUUCGCGAUUUUUGAUACACAAGCAUUAGCAUAUACCAAUGCAACAAUUGUUGAAGUCCCUUCCGCACUUCGAAGUAUUGGUGUUGAUACAUUUCAAUCUACAAAGGUUACUAGAUUAAUCAUUCCGGAAGGCCUACAAAUAAUAGGAACUCGAGCUUUUGAAUACAGUAUCAUCAACUAUUUCGAAUUUCCUGCUUCAUUACGAACUAUUGAAAGUUUGGCAUUUAGAUUCACUCCAGCAAAUGAUAUGCUGUUCAAAGAAGGCUUGCAAUAUAUUAAUGAUUUUGCCUUUUACAGCUCAAAUGUAACCAAUUUGAGACUUCCAAGUACAUUGAGAAGUAUUGGUAGUUUUGCAUUUUAUAAGUGUCCAAUGCAAUAUAUAGAAAUAGCUAAAACGGCGUAUAUAGAUUCGAUUUCAUCAUAUGCAUUUGCUUUAUUGAGCAUUCCUAACUUUACAAUUCCUGCUGGAACCCAAGCUAUCUCUAACUUCGCCUUCUAUGGAUGUAUAAUUCCUCAAUUCCAGAUUCCUUCAUCACUAUCAAAUAUUGCAAAUUGGACAUUUGCAGGAAUGGAAACUGAAACCUUCGAUAUUGCUAAAGGAUUCCGAUCAGCGCCUGAAUUUUCGUUCGCUGUUUCAUACAUUCACGAUUUCACGCUUCCUUAUACACUGAGGAACUUCAAUCGUGGAUCCUUCUUGUCAACAGAUAUUAGGCAGGUAUAUAUCUGGAAUAACACCCAAGUUAGAGAAGGAGCUUUUGAAGCAUGCACAGAUCUCUAUAAUGUUUCAAUUGAAAUUGAUUCUCACUUGUUUAAGAAUGCAUUCAGACGCUGCAUUGGAAUCAAGAAUAUGACAACGUUUGGAGAAUUCUUUGCCGAUGAAAACUCAUUCCAAAACAUUACAAAUGUUACUGUUAUUCAUUAUGGUUUACAUGAUAUGAGAGCCGUAUCAACUCGUGAAUCUCUUUAUCAUGUUCCAACCUUUGUUUGGGUUACAUGCUGCUAUAGGUCACCAAGAUUUAUGCAUGUUAGACCAGUGAACAUAACAACAUGUGAAGGAAUUUGGAAUUGCUUCUCAUACAAUCAUGAACCAUACAAGGUCAAAUAUGCUGCGCUUGCAGCCAUGUACUUCGCAAGAACUGCAGAAGAUGAUUAA